Messenger RNA from Populus trichocarpa (black cottonwood), 1811 nucleotides. RefSeq lists its product as uncharacterized. The record is from RefSeq and is a predicted model, not a curated record. The coding region runs from base 369 to 1343 and encodes 324 amino acids. The transcript has 9 exons. NCBI's taxonomy places the organism in Eukaryota, Viridiplantae, Streptophyta, Magnoliopsida, Malpighiales, Salicaceae.
UUCAUCCUGUUUCCCUCCGGCAGGAGAAUGGACAGAAAAUUUCGGAGUUCCUUUCAUCACAUCCACGGGUGAAGAAAGUAAAUUAUGCUGGUCUUCCUGUUCAUCCUGGACGUGAUUUGCACUGUUCUCAGCUCUUGCAGGCAAAGGGUGCAGGAUCUGUGCUUAGCUUUUUAACGGGUCACCGGCACUCUCAAAGCACGUUGUUAAGAGUCUUAAGACUACCAAGUAUUCAGCAUAAUCAGUUUUGGUUAGACCCUUUCUCAUCAAAUCUCAAGGCAUUAGCCUGUGAAAUAAAAUAAACUGUUGAAGGAUAUUGUGACAUAGAAAGUUAUUCUGCUCGUUUUCUUUUUCAUUUCAAAUUUCAAGAGAUGUCAAGUGGACCGGUGAGAAGGGUCUCGCCAAAAGACAUACAAGUGGUGCAAAAUCUCAUUGAGCGGUGUCUUCAACUGUACAUGAACCAGAAUGAAGUUGUUGAAACAUUGUUAGCUCAAGCAAAGAUUGAGCCUGGUUUCACUGAACUUGUUUGGCAAAAGCUUGAAGAAGAGAAUCGGGAAUUCUUCAGGGCUUAUUAUCUGAGGUUGAAGGUAAAGCAACAAAUAGAGGAAUUCAACAAGCUGCUUGUGCAGCAGGCACACUUGAUGCGUGACCUGAAUUCAACUGGAGUUGUUUCAAUGCCUACUUCUAAUGGAUCUCAUAUCCCAUCAAUGCACCAGAAUACUGCAUGCUAUGGUCCAGAUCAUACAGGACCAGCCUUGAAGCCAGAGAGCAUGCAUCACCCCAUUGGCUCCAGUUUGACUAAUGCAUACACUAAUGGUGGAUCAUCAUUGCACUCAAGCAUGCAUGCUGCUGUUGAAAUAGCUGCCCGUUCCAGUAGAAUUGAUGCACCACCAAACAUGCUUUCAAUGCAGAGCUCAAACAUAGGUCUGCUGCAAGGAAUGAAUGGGGGAAUGAUCAAAUCAGAAGCUGGUUAUUCGGGUACUUCUCCCUACAUGUUUGGUGCUGAUGGAAAUGUCCUAGAAGCACGCCCAUCGAUUGCAGAUGCAUCUGUUGCAUCAUUCAGUAGUGUAGAGUCCAGUUCACAAGCCUUGAAUGAGUCUAUUCUGGAUGCAGACACCUCUUCAUUUGGAUUUUUGAGUCAGAUUCCUCGAAAUUUCAGUCUUUCAGAUCUGACAGCUGAUUUUACCCAGAGUUCAGAAAUAUUGGAGAACUACCCAAGAUCACCCUAUCUAGCAGCAGACAAUGAUAACUUCCCAGAUUCUCAAGAAAGAGAACAUCCAGGAGACAACAGAAGGCUGGACACUAUAUCAGAAGGCAUGAGUUAUGAUGAUUUUGGAAGUGAAUAACCAUAGAAUUUCCGUGUUUUGUUAUUGCAGGUCCAACUCAUCCAUAGAACAGGUUUGUAAAUAGCAAUUUAGCAUGGGAGAAGCUUCAGAAGUAGACCAGCAGGAGAUUGAUUGGCGUGUGUAAGAUUUCGCUGACUGCAGUAUGUAGUGAUGACUCUUGACAUUAGGAUUCUUUAGGGUGAAAAAAAAGUUCAGAAGAAUGCAACAGAUUACCUUUUCAAGCACCAUGGGAAUUCAUGGUGAUAAUUUAUACUAUAUCUAGGUGUUUGCAGAAGCAUUUAUUUGCGCUCUGGUGUGGUUGCUCUUGUUGAUUGGUCUUUUGCAUUAAAUAAAAUUGUGUUUUCAUUUUUUUAAUUAGAUUCUGAAUUUGAUAUAAUUCUUCUCUCUGUGGCUUGACAUCAGAAUUUAUUUAUUUUUGUACCGAAACAAAAUAAUUGAUUCUUGUAAUAUAAGAAAUAAUUAAUUUUC